This is a messenger RNA of Herpailurus yagouaroundi (jaguarundi), 4523 nucleotides long. It is a transcript of the gene ANKS1B, whose product is annotated as ankyrin repeat and sterile alpha motif domain containing 1B. NCBI's taxonomy places the organism in Eukaryota, Metazoa, Chordata, Mammalia, Carnivora, Felidae. Bases 128 to 3373 code for a protein of 1081 amino acids. The record is from RefSeq and is a predicted model, not a curated record. Gene Ontology annotation, molecular function: ephrin receptor binding. Gene Ontology annotation, biological process: ephrin receptor signaling pathway. Gene Ontology annotation, cellular component: cytosol. The transcript is spliced from 24 exons.
UCAAUAUGGACACUCAGAAGUAGUUGCUGUUCUCCUAGAAGAGCUCACCGAUCCUACCAUCAGGAACAGUAAGCUAGAAACACCUUUGGACCUGGCAGCACUCUAUGGACGACUUAGGGUGGUCAAAAUGAUCAUCAGUGCACACCCUAACUUAAUGAGCUGCAACACUAGAAAGCACACGCCACUACACCUUGCUGCUCGGAAUGGUCACAAAGCAGUUGUUCAGGUGCUAUUGGAAGCAGGGAUGGAUGUGAGCUGUCAAACAGAAAAGGGGAGUGCACUUCAUGAAGCAGCUUUAUUUGGAAAGGUGGAUGUUGUGAGAGUUCUGUUAGAAACAGGAAUUGAUGCCAACAUAAAGGAUAGCUUAGGUAGAACUGUCUUAGACAUUCUGAAAGAACAUCCAUCUCAGAAAUCUCUCCAGAUUGCAACACUCUUACAAGAAUAUUUAGAAGGUGUGGGAAGAUCAGCAGCCCUUGAAGAACAUGUACAUGAAGAUACAACACAAGAAAUACAUAUUUCAUCUCCUGUUGAAUCUCCUUCCCAAAAGACUAAGAGUGAAACUGUGACUGGAGAAUUAUCAAAACUCUUGGAUGAAAUAAAACUCUGUCAAGAAAAGGAUUAUUCUUUUGAAGAUUUGUGCCACACAAUAUCAGACCACUACUUAGAUAAUUUGAGCAAGAUUUCAGAGGAAGAACUUGGGAAAAAUGGAAGCCAGAGUGUAAGGACUUCAUCUACAAUAAAUCUGUCACCAGGAGAAGUGGAAGAAGAUGAUGAUGAUGAAAACACUUGUGGGCCCUCAGGACUCUGGGAAGCAUUAACUCCUUGUAAUGGAUGUAGGAACCUUGGCUUCCCAAUUCUUGCACAGGAGUCCUAUCCAAAGAAGAGGAAUUACACUAUGGAAAUUGUACCAUCUGCUUCUCUCGAUACAUUUCCUUCAGAAAAUGAGAACUUUCUAUGUGAUCUCACGGACAUAGCAGUUACAAAGAAACCUUGCUCCUUAGAAAUUGCAAGGGCCCCUUCUCCAAGAACUGAUAAUGCAUCUGAGGUAGCAAUUACUGCUCCAGGAAGUAGUAACCAUAGAAACAGCUCAACAGGCCCAACACCCGACUGCUCACCUCCAUCCCCUGACACUGCCCUCAAAAAUAUUGUAAAAGUUAUUCGACCCCAGCCUAAACAACGAACAUCUAUUGUGUCUUCUCUGGAUUUUCAUCGAAUGAAUCACAACCAAGAAUAUUUUGAAAUCAACACAUCUGCAGGGUGUGCAAGCUUUACUUCCAGCCCUCCUGUUAGUCCGCCCACCUCUUCUGUGGGAACCACAGAAGUCAAGAACAACGGAACUAGCCAUACAGAUGACCCUUCUCAACAGGAGGAUAGCGAUCCUCCAAAAGAAUAUGAUCCUGGGCAAUUUGCAGGCCUUCUCCAUGGAUCCUCUCCAGCCUGCGAGUCCCCUGAAAAUCCAUUUCAUCUCUAUGGGAAAAGAGAUGAACGUGAAGAAGGACAAGAUGAAGUCAGUUCAGCAAACAGUCCUUUGCCUUUCAAGAAAUCUCCAAUAGCAAAUAACUCAGAACCUUUGGUAAAGAAAAUUAAACCCAAAGUGGUCAGUAGAACAAUUUUUCACAAAAAAAGCAACCAACUUGAAAACCAUACUAUUGUUGGCACCAGAACAACUAGAAGUGGAUCCCGGAAUGGAGACCAGUGGAUUGUGAACACGGGAGGAUUUGUGGAAAGAGCCUGUACCCUGGGGAGAAUAAGAUCAUUGCCAAAAGCCCUGAUUGACAUGCAUUUAUCAAAAAAUGUCUCUAAAUCGGAUUCUGAUCUCAUUGCAUACCCUUCAAAUGAGAAAACACCAAGAGUUAACUGGAGUGAAUCUUCACCUGCUGAACAUACUUCUAAAGGGAAUUCUGAAAGAACACCAUCCUUCACUUCUGAAUGGGAAGAAAUUGACAAAAUAAUGAAUUCCAUAGAUGUUGGAAUUAACAGUGAACUUGAGGAAAUGAAUGGUGAGACCACAAGACCCAGAUGCCCCGUCCAAACAGUGGGACAAUGGUUGGAAAGCAUUGGGCUACCUCAGUACGAGAACCACCUGAUGGCUAAUGGAUUUGACAAUGUACAGUUUAUGGGAAGUAAUGUUAUGGAAGAUCAGGAUUUAUUGGAAAUUGGAAUCCUUAAUUCUGGGCACAGACAAAGAAUUCUACAGGCAAUCCAGCUCCUUCCAAAGAUGAGACCCAUUGGCCAUGAUGGCUAUCAUCCCACUUCUGUUGCUGAGUGGCUGGAUUCCAUUGAACUAGGUGACUACACCAAAGCCUUUCUAAUUAAUGGCUACACAUCGAUGGACCUGUUGAAAAAAAUCUGGGAGGUUGAACUUAUUAACGUUUUAAAAAUCAAUUUGAUUGGCCACAGGAAACGUAUUUUGGCAUCUCUGGGAGACAGGCUGCACGACGAUCCACCACAGAAGCCCCCUCGGUCCAUCACCCUCAGGGAUCCCAGUGGUAAUCACACUCCUCCUCAGUUGUCUCCAUCACUUAGCCAAAGCACUUACACCACUGGUGGCUCCCUAGACGUUCCUCACAUUAUCAUGCAGGGCGAUGCAAGGAGGAGAAGAAAUGAAAACUACUUUGAUGAUAUUCCCCGAUCAAAACUGGAGAGGCAGAUGGCCCAGCAGUCGUCUGUCUGUGAGAUAUGGACGAAUCAGAACGCUGGAUUUCCUUUCUCAGCCAUCCAUCAGGUUCAUAAUACAGGAGACUGGGGAGAACCUUCCAUUACCUUGCGACCUCCAAAUGAAGCCACAGCCUCCACUCCAGUACAGUACUGGCAACACCACCCAGAAAAGCUCAUCUUCCAAUCGUGUGAUUACAAAGCUUUUUAUUUAGGUUCUAUGCUGAUAAAAGAGCUCAGAGGGACAGAAUCAACCCAAGAUGCCUGUGCAAAAAUGAGGGCUAACUGUCAGAAGUCUACAGAGCAAAUGAAGAAGGUCCCCACUAUUAUUCUUUCAGUCUCUUAUAAAGGAGUCAAAUUCAUUGAUGCAACAAAUAAGAACAUAAUUGCCGAGCAUGAAAUUCGUAAUAUCUCCUGUGCUGCCCAGGACCCAGAAGACCUCUCAACAUUUGCUUAUAUCACAAAAGAUUUGAAGUCCAAUCACCACUACUGUCAUGUGUUUACUGCCUUCGAUGUGAAUUUAGCCUACGAAAUCAUCCUAACACUGGGACAGGCAUUUGAAGUCGCUUACCAGCUUGCACUACAAGCAAGAAAAGGGGGGCAUUCCUCUACACUUCCGGAAAGCUUUGAAAACAAACCCUCCAAACCCAUCCCCAAGCCCCGUGUCAGCAUUCGCAAAUCGGUGCCUUUCUGUUUUAAAGCAGAUCGACCCCUCUGAACAAAAGACUCUGGCCAAUCUGCCGUGGAUUGUGGAGCCAGGACAAGAAGCCAAGAGAGGAAUUAAUACCAAGUAUGAAACCACAAUUUUCUGAUACUCACCAUCCUCCUGUCCUCGCGGUGCCUUGCACGCUGAGCAGUCCCGGAGCAGGCUUCCCUUCGCGCCUCCGUUUCCACCCAGCCCAGGAGGAAGACUGCUCUGUUUGUGUGGCCUUGUCACGGGCGAAAGGCCGCUGGCCAUUCCUGGGGAUGUUCUUUCUGCACCAGUAACAGAAAGUGUGCAACCAAGACUUUCCAGCCGUAACCCCUGAGAGGCACGAGUUGAGGUUUUUUGCUGACUCUCCCGACUCCCCUCCCUACCACCACCCAAGGUAUUUCUAAUGACUCUGCCCCCAACACUGCUUUGCUGAAUUUGGGGAUAAUACCUUUAAAAAAAAAGUACAGGGGAUCUCUAAUACUGCCUAAAAGUAUAAAAAUCUUGGAUUUUUCAGUCAGCAGUUUUAAAGGUAGAAUCAGAACAGAACUACCCCCAUAAAGCACCUGUAAAAUCAUAUCACUGCGCAUCAUUUCAUGCAUAAGGACAAAAACCACCCCCAUGAUUGCCAGGAAAUCCUGUUUCCCAAUUUCUAUAUUUGUGGAUUUUAUAUGUAAUAAACCAUGUCAGAUAAAGAAAAACUUUACAUCUAUGGAUUGAUUCAAAAUUUAAGAAUGAUUCAAAACAGGAAUUUAUUAUGCACAGAAAAAUGUGUCUUGUAUUAAAUAUUUUUAUUAAAAGAAUGUUUCAUUAAUGCACUGAUAAGAAAAGUAGGUUAGUUGUGAGGGAUGUUUCUGGUUUCAUUUCAAAUGACUAAAUUUUUACUGCUACCACUGAGAGGACUGGCUUGGGUGUGGCAAAGUACUGAUGACGCUCCCCAGAGCAGGAGAUUAGGGCAAGCAGACUGGCAUCCAACCGAAAGUGCUGAUGCAGCCAUAAGCUGCAAAGAUUGUUUUUUUUUUUUUAACCUUCACAGUGUUUUAAAGAAAACGUUAAAAAAAAAAUCUAGGGCUCCUGCUGUCAAGAUUUCUGUCAUGGAAACCUUGUUUGAGAAAGGUGUUAAUAAAAUUCUAUUGCAAAAAUUUUUCUAGAAAAAAUACAAAAAAAAAAAAAAAAA